Messenger RNA from Passer montanus (Eurasian tree sparrow), 13690 nucleotides. RefSeq names its product vacuolar protein sorting 13 homolog B (gene VPS13B). NCBI's taxonomy places the organism in Eukaryota, Metazoa, Chordata, Aves, Passeriformes, Passeridae. The coding region runs from base 105 to 11933 and encodes 3942 amino acids. The transcript is spliced from 60 exons. The record is from RefSeq and is a predicted model, not a curated record.
UGAAACUGCCGUUUACUUUUUUAAGUGGGCAUAUUCAUGAGCUUCGGAUUCAUGUGCCAUGGACGAAACUGGGAUCAGAACCAGUUGUCAUCACUAUCAAUACAAUGGAAUGCAUCUUGAAGUUGAAGGAUGGGGCUCAGCAGGAAGACCACGAAAGUUGUGGUUCCAGUUCCACAAACCGCAGUACCACAGAAAGCUUGAAAUCAGCAGUAAAAUCACGACGAGUUCAGCAGUCUGCUUCUCCUGACCCUGAUUUACCUCCAGGUUAUGUUCAGAGUUUGAUUAGGCGUGUUGUAAAUAAUGUCAACAUUGUGAUCAACAAUCUCAUAUUGAAGUAUGUGGAGGAUGAUAUUGUUCUCUCAGUCAAUAUCACUUCUGCAGAAUGCUAUACAGUGGAUGAGUUUUGGGAUCGAGCAUUUAUGGACAUCUCUGCCACUGAUCUGGUACUGAGGAAGAUGAUCAACUUUUCUGACUGCACAGUAUGUCUUGAUAAGAGAAAUGCUAGUGGUAAAAUUGAGUUUUACCAGGAACCUCUGCUGUACAAGUGUUCCUUCCGGACUCGUCUGCAUUUUACUUAUGAUAACCUCAACUCCAAAAUGCCAUCAAUUAUUAAAAUUCACACAUUAGUUGAAAGUUUGAAACUUUCAAUCUCUGAUCAGCAGCUUCCUAUGUUUAUACGGAUAAUGCAGCUUGGGAUUGCUCUGUAUUAUGGAGAAAUAGGCAACUUCAAAGAUGGAGAAAGUGAAGAUUUGAUUUGCCACACUAAAGAUAUGUUGGGAAACAUCACAGGCACAGAAGAUGAAGCAAGCUCAGUAAUGCAAUAUCCUACACAGUACAUUAGUCAAGAUCCUUAUUUCCAUCAAGAUGAUGACCAGCAACAAGGAUGGGUUUCUUGGGCUUGGUCUUUUGUUCCUGCUAUUGUGAGUUAUGAUGAUGAAGAGAAUGAUUCUGGUGGAACUGGUGAUGGAACAGCAGAACAGCAGAAGUCUCAAUCCCUCAAGGAUCCUAUUAUUUCAGUUGGAUUUUACUGUACAAAGGCAACUGUGACUUUUAAGCUCACUGAAAUGCAAGCUGAAAGUAGUUAUUACAGCCCUCAGAAGGUAAAAUCCAAAGAAGUUAUAUGCUGGGAACAAGAAGGAACAACAGUUGAGGUCCUUAUGAAAGGUGAACUUUUUUUUGAUUGCCAAAUAGGUUUUGUUGGUUGCCAAGCUAUGUGCCUUAAAGGAAUUAUGGGAAUUAAAGAUUUUGAGGAGAAUAUGAAUAGGAGUGAUGAAGAGGCAUGCUUCUUUAGUUGUGGAGAAAAUUUGAGCGUGAAAGGAAUGACAUACCUUACCAAUUCACUAUUUGAUUACAGAAGUCCAGAAAAUAACAGCAUUCGUGCAGAAUUUAUAUUGGAUGCAGCUCAUCAUAAGGAGACAUACACAGAGAUAGCUGGAAUGCAAAGGUUUGGGGCUUUCUACAUGGAUUACCUGUAUACAAUGGAAAGCACCAGUGGCAAAGUUUCUGGGAAUCAGCAAGACCUUUCUUCAGUAAAGAGUGAAGAUUUUGGAAAUGUUCAGGAGAUGUCUACAAAAAGCCUCAUUGUGGGUCCACUCAAUCUUCGACUGGAUAGCAGCGCAGUGCACCGGAUCAUGAAAAUGAUAGUUUGUGCUCUGGAACAUGAGUAUGAACCAUACUGCAAAACUAAGCCAGAUAUUAUGGAUGGAAGUAGAGCUAUGCCAAGCUCAGAAGAAGUAGCAUCACUGGAGGAAUACAUUCCCACUAGACUUACAACGUUCACUAUUCUUAAGUGUACAAUUAUAAUCCCCGUGGCAGAAUUCAAUUUACUAGACCACUUGCUGCCCAUAAUCAUGGGUGAGAAGAACUUGAGUGGACUGUUAAAUGCUGCAAGUUUCCAGCCCCUGCGGCCUUUACCUUCCAUCCGAAUUUUGGUGGACAAGGUUAACCUGGAGCACUCGGUGCCCAUGUACGCGGAGCAGCUGGUGCAUGUGGUCAGCAGCCUGGGCCAGCCAUCUGACAACCUGCUGCAUUACUGCUACUCACACUGCUACCUGAAGAUAUUUGGUUUUCAAGCAGCACUGACUUCCUUGGACAGUAAAGGAUUGUACUGCAUCCCUGUUCCAGUUAUCCCCUCAUUCAGUACUGCUGUUUAUGGCAAGCUGAUCAAGUUCCCCAAAUAUUGGUCCAAGCGAGCUCAUGUCCCGCUAACAGAAUGCAUUUUUGAGCUCCCUAAUUUGACAGUUCAAGCAACUAGAGCUCAAACCCUUCUGCUUCAAACUAUUUAUCAGAGCUGGUGUCAUCCUGUUGGAAAUGUCAGUUCAGUGGUGGUAAAUGAAGCUUUGCUGAAUGAGGUUUUCCAAACUUCAGGUGUGAAAUCUAAGAAUCCCCUGCCAACUCUUGAGGGCUCAAUCCAGAAUGUUGAAUUGAAGUACUGCGGCACAUCAUUGGUCAAAUGUGCCUCUGGGACCGUGGGAUCAAUAAAAAUUUGUGCCAAAGCCCCAGGUGAUGGUGGAAAAGAGAAGCUGAUUCCUUUAAUUCAAGGCCCUUCUGACACCAGAGACUUACACAGCAGUAAAUGGCUCAAUGAGAGUAGAAAGCCAGAAUCUCUCUUAGCUCCAGAUUUGGUAGCCUUUACAAUCCAAAUUCCACAGUGUAUGGACUACUGCCAUAAUUCUGGUGCUGUUCUCUUGUCCAGUGUACAAGGAUUAGCAAUUAAUGUUGAUCCAGUCCUGUAUACGUGGCUUACCUACCAACCUCAGAAACGAGUCAGCAGACACAUUCAGCAGCAGUCUGUAGGAGCUGUUCCCCUUGGUGUGUCAGUAACUCGAAAGAAAGAGGAUGAAGCAUCAGUUGGAAGUGCACCUUUGGCAAGGCAGCAGUCAAACCAAGCCUCUGAGUAUGCCAGCAGUCCUGUCAAAACAAAAACAGUAACAGAAUCUCGUCCUUUGUCACUCCCUGUGAAAACUGUGCUGAACUCAUCUGAAAACUGCAGAAGUCCUGAGGAAAGAAUGAAAGAAUUUAUUGGAAUAGUGUGGAAUGCAGUUAAGUGCCUUACACUUCAGCUUGAAGUGCAGUCUUGUUGUGUAUUCCUUCCCAAUGACAGCCUGCCCUCUCCAAGUACCAUUGUGUCGGGUGACAUUCCUGGGACUGUGCGAAACUGGUACCAUGGGCAGGCCAGUAUGCCUGGCACACUUGUUGUCUGCUUGCCCCAGAUAAAGAUUAUGAGUGCUGGACACAAACACAUGGAACCAUUGCAAGAAAUCCCAUUUGUUGUGCUGAGACCCAUCCUGGAAGAAGGUGAUGCUUUUCCAUGGACAAUUAGUCUGCAUCAUUUCAGUGUAUAUACCCUCCUUGGACAACAAAUGACUCUUAAUUUGGUAGAACCAAUGGGCUGUACUUCUACUUUAGCUGUGACUUCCCAGAAACUGCUUCCUUCAGGGCCGGAAUCCAGACACUCCUUUGUCGUCUGCCUCCAUGUCGACCUUGAAUCCCUUGAAAUAAAAUGCUCCAACCCCCAGGUGCAGCUUCUGUAUGAGCUAGCUGAGAUCACAAGUAAAGUUUGGAAUAAAAUUCAGAGGAAAGGAGUUCUGUAUCAAUCUGUGUCUUCUGUCUAUGCUGAAACCGUGACAGGACCUGUUCCUCCUAGCUCCCCAGUUAAAAGUAGCAUUGGUACUAUUCCACCAGAUACCAGCACAUACAGUCCAUCUGCUGACAUUGGAACCACUACAGAGGGUGAUUCUCUUCAGGGUGGUGAUGAUUCUCCAUUCUCAGACUCCAUUACACUGGAACAAACAACAAGUAAUAUUGGAGUUUCAAGUGGACGUGUCAGCCUAUGGAUGCAGUGGAUGCUGCCAAAAAUUACUGUAAAAUUGUUUGCUCCUGAUCCUAGAAAUAAUGGCACAGAAGUCUGUAUUGUCAGUGAAUUAGAGGAUCUCAGUGCCUCAGUGGAUAUGCAGGAUGUCUAUACCAAAAUCAAAUGUAAAAUAGAAAGCUUCAAUAUUGACCAUUACAGAAACAGCCUUGGGGAAGAUUCUUGGUCUCUGGGGCAAUAUGGAGGUGUGUUCCUUUCCUGCACUGACAAGCUGAACAGACGUACCUUGUUGGUUCGACCUAUCAGCAAGCAGGAUCCUUUCAGUAACUUCUCUGGCUUCUUUCCUUCUACAACUGCAAAACUUUUAGAUGGUUCACACCAGCAACAUGGAUUUCUUUCUCUCACUUAUACCAAAGCUGUGACAAAAAAUGUCCGGCACAAACUGAUAUCAAGAAAUGAACGAAGAACAUUCCAUAAGGUGUCAGAAGGUCACACUGAUGGUUCUCCUCAUUUUCUCCAUGAGAUCCUUCUCUCUGCUCAGGCCUUUGAUGUGGUCCUCUGUUUCCCUUUGCUAAAUGCAAUUGCAAGCAUUUUUCAAGCCAGGUUGCCAAGGAGUCAGAAGGAGAAAAGGAAGUCACCAGGUCAACCAAUGAGGACACAUGCUCUGACUUCCCGCAACCUGCCUCUGAUUUACAUCAACACGGGCGUGAUAAGAGUCUUCUUCCCCAAAAAUGAGGAAGAUCAUCAUAUUGCAGAAGCUAAUCCAUCAAUUAAAGAAGACACUUUGGUUCUCAAGAUUGGAUCUGUCUCUAUGGCUCCUCAGGCUGACAACCCUCUUAGUAGAGCUGUGCUCAGAAAAGACAUUUAUCAGAGAGCACUAAAUCUAGGAAUUCUUCGAGACCCUGGAUCAGAGGUUGAAGACAGACAAUACCAAAUAGAUCUUCAAUCUAUCAACAUCGGUACUGCUUAUUGGAAUCAGUUGAAACCAGAGAAAGAAAAUGGGAAAGGAGGGGUUUUGACAGAGACGGAGAGAAAUUCUCAAAAUCCAGCACUUGAAUGGAACAUGGCCAGUAGCAUAAGGCGGCAUCAGGAAAGGAGAGCUAUUUUAACUCCAAUUUUAACAGAUUUCACUGUUCGAAUAACUGCAGCUCCUGCCAUUAUUUUUACAAAAAUUGAUGCUACAGAGAAUUUACACACAGAGGAAAUUUUGGUGUGUGGUCAUUCUUUGGAAGUGAAUAUGACAACAAAUUUGGACUUCUUCCUCAGUGUGGCUCAAGUGCAACUUCUUCAGCAGCUGGUACAAGCUAAUAUGGUUGGACUGGAAGCUUCCAGUAGCACCACUGAGGUUUCCAAGCAAGAGCAGAAGAAGAUGGAUGUGGCUGAUGGAGGAACAGUUGAAACUUCUUCCCGUUACAGCGGGGCACAGGACAGUGGGAUUGGCAGUGACAGUGUUAAGAUCAGGAUCAUUCAGAUCGAGCAGCACAGUGGCACCAGCCAGCACCGCAUUGCCCGUCCUUCCCGCCAGUCUUCCAUCGUGAAGAAUCUCAACUUCAUUCCCUUUGACAUUUUUGUUACAGCAAGUCGAAUCUCAUUGAUGACGUACUCGUGCACUGCCUCACCUAAAUCAAAAUCAGUGCAAGAUCAGAAAGAUGGUGAGAAGAUAAGUAAAAGCUCCUUGAACCUUCCAGAAACAGGCAGCAGCCAUGAUACCAAGAAGCCCAGUCAGCCAUGCAUCUCUUCUGUCACAGCAGAUGAUCUUUUGAACAGUAACCCUCCCCUGUCUGCUGGCAGAAAACCUGGUCUUCUGUCCCUGGAAAGCCUGCACGCUUCCACAAGGUCCUCUGCCCGACAAGCCCUGGGCAUAACUAUUGUACGGCAGCCUGGGCGCCGGGGGGCGGGGGACAUAGAGCUCCAGCCAUUUCUCUACCUGGUUCUGUCACAGCCCUCCGUGCUCCUCAGCUGCCACCACAGAAAGCAAAAAGUGGAAAUAUCAGUGUUCGACGCUGGCCUCAAAGGAGUGGCCUCAGACUACAAGUGUACAGAUCCUGGGAAGACUCUACCAGAAGCUUUGGAUUAUUGCAAGAUUUGGUUGCAUACAGUAGCAGGAGAGGUAGAUGCUAAAAGUGGUAUUCCACCUCCUCUUAUCACUGUGCAAAUUAAAGACUUCCUUAAUGGACCAGCUGACAUAAAUGUGGACAUAUCAAAACCUUUGAAAGCAAAUCUCAGUUUUGCCAGACUUGACCAAAUAAACCAGUUCUUGAAGAAAAUCAUAACCACGAAUGAAGAUGUGCCCAGGAAGGAGGCUGCUUCAUCAGCUGGCAUUAUUCCAGAUGAGGACAUCACUUUGAUAUCCAGACACCCCAGUACAAAGGACUUUCUACCUGCAGCCCACACCAGCACUGUGCAAAAGGCUUCAAUGCAGGAAAACUUGUGGCAAGCCCUUUCCUGCUUCCAGAAAAUUUCCAUUCACACUGUUCAAAUGGUUGUUUUGAUGGAAACCAUCCCACACCCCAGUAAACCUUGUUUGUUAGUCUCUUUCUCAAACCUCAGUGGAAGCCUGAAUAUUAAAAGUGGACAUAAAACUGCAGGAAUCCAUGGAUCAUCUUUAGUCCUUGACAUAAAAGAUUUCUUACUUAAAACAAGUCUGAAAGAAAGAGCAAAAUCUCUGGUUGGCCCUUUUUGCUGCUCCCUUAACGUGGAAGCCAAGUGGUGCAAGCACAGUGGUGAUCCUGGCCCAGAGCAAUCUGUUCCAAAAAUCUACAUUGAUUUGAGAGGAGGACUGCUGCAGGUUUUCUGGGGUCAAGAGCAUUUGAACUGUUUAGUUCUUCUCCAGGAGCUUCUGUGGCAGUACCUGAGUAAAAAGGGCAGUGUAGAGACGGUGAUAGCUGAACGUACACACCCAACGUGUUUCUCUACAGAAAGGAAUCCAGCCUCAAAACCUGAGCAUACCUCAGAUGAUCUGAGAACAGGCCUCUUCCAGUAUAUACAAGAUGCAGAAGCACAAAAGCUGCCCAAUGCCUAUGAAGUUGUGUUUUACAAUGAAACUGAGGAUAGUCCAGGAAUGAUGCUGUGGAGAUAUCCAGAACCUCGAGUGCUCACUCUUGUAAAAAUUAACCCUGUUCCUUUUAAUACCACUGAAGACCCAGAUAUUAGCACUGCUGACCUUGGAGAUGUUCUUCAGGUUCCUUGCAGCUUGGAGUACUGGGAUGAGCUUCAGAAAUCAUUUGUUGCAUUCCGGGAAUUCAGUCUGUCAGAAAGCAAAGUCUGCGAGCUGCAGCUGCCCAGUGUCAGCCUUGUGAACGAUCAGAAGGAGCUCAUAGCCUCUGACCUGUGGAGGAUUGUCCUCAACAGCAGCCAGAACGUGGCUGAUGACCAAAGCUCAGAGAGUGAAUCUGGCUCCCAAAGCGCGUGCGAUCAGCUUGUGACCCCCACGGCAUUAGCGGCCUGCACCAGGGUUGACUCCUGUUUUACUCCUUGGUUUGUGCCAUCACUGAGUGUGCUGAUCCAAUUUACCUGUUUGGAAAUCCAUCUAUGCCAUCAUCUUGAUCAACUUGGCACAGCACCACCAAAGUUUCUUCAGCCAUUUUUAUCUGAUAAGAACAUGCCAUCUGAACUAGAAUACAUGAUCGUUUCCUUUGAUGAGCCUCACGUGUAUCUUCGUCAGUGGAACGAUGAGUCAGUGUUCCAGGAGAUGCAGUUUUCGACUCAAGCUGACUGUAAACUUCUGGAAUGUCGAAAUGUGACCAUGCAAAGUGUUGUGAAACCUUUCAAAAUCUGGGGGCAGAUUGCUGUUUCCAGCGGCACAGCAGGAAGGCUGUUCGACUGCACGAUGAUGGUUGACCCUAUUUCCAUCAGCUUUGGCCAAUAUGCACUUCAUUCUCUAAAUACAGCAAUUCAAGCUUGGCAACAGAACCGAUGCCCUGAGGCAGAGGAGUUUGUCUUCAGCCAUUUCGUGAUCUGCAAUGACACCCAGGAGACGCUGAGGUUUGGCCAGGUGGAUACUGAUGAGAAUAUUUUGCUGGCUACUCUCCACAGUCACCAGUACAGCUGGCGCUCGCACAAGUGCCCCCAGCUGUUACACAUCUGUAUUGAAGGCUGGGGAAACUGGCGGUGGUCUGAGCCAUUCAGUGUGGACAAUACCGGGACCUUCAUUCGCACCAUUCAGUACAAGGGCCGGACAGCAUCACUUAUUAUCAAGGUUCAGCAGCUCAGUGGAGUGCAGAAGCAAAUCCUAAUCUGUGGAAGACAGACAGUCUGUAGUUACCUUUCUGAAAGUAUUGAACUGAAAGUGGUUCAGCAUUACAUUAGUCAAGAUGGACAGGCUGUUGUUAAAGAACACAUCAACUGCCUUGCAGCCAAGCAGAAAUUGCCUUCGUAUAUCCUAGAAAACAAUGAGCUCACUGAGCUGAGCGUGAAAUCUACAGGAGAUGAAGACUGGUCCCAAGAUGUAUGUCUAAGUUCAAAACAGACAGAACACAGCACUGUCAUUCAGGUACCAUCUUCAAAGAGUUCAAUUACAUAUGUGUGGUGCACAGUUUUGACUUUAGAGCCCAAUUCACAUGUGCAACAGCGAUUAAUUGUUUUCAGCCCUCUUUUCAUUGUAAGGAGCCAUCUUCCAGACCCUAUUAUCUUACAUAUAGAGAAAAGAAGCCUGGGAUUGAAUGAAACACAAGUGAUUCCAGGGAAAGGACAGGAGAAAGCACUGCAAAAUAUAGAACCUGAUCUUACACACCACCUGACUUUUCAAGCCCGGGAAGAAGAUGAUCCAUCUGAGUGUGCAGUCCCUAUCUCAACCACUCUGAUUAAACAGAUAGCCACUAAAUCCAACCCGGGUGGCAGCGUCAGCCAAGUGCUCUCCGAGUUCUAUGGCAUUGCCAGUCCUCCCCAGCCUGCAUGGCCUUACAAUAGGAAGGAUUCAGACAGCAAUGAACAGCUCUCCCAAUGGGAUAGUCCAAUGCGGGUAAAGCUGUCAGUGUGGAAACCCUAUGUUAGAACUCUGCUGAUUGAACUCCUGCCCUGGGCUUUGCUCAUCAAUCAGUCCAAGUGGGACCUCUGGCUGUUUGAAGGAGAGAAGAUUCUUCUUCAAGUACCUAGUGGGAAAGUAAUUAUACCUCCCAACUUCGAGGAAGCUUUUCAGGUUGGAAUAUACUGGGCAAACACUAAUACUGUGCACAAAUCAGUGGCAAUUAAACUGGUUCAUAAUGUGACCUCCCCAAAAUGGAAGGAUGCUGAUAAUGGGGAAGUAGUAACACUGGAUGAAGAAGGUUUUGUUGAAGCUGAAAUUAAACUUGGUGCUUUUCCAGGUCAUCAAAAGUUGUGUGAAUUCUGUAUUUCUUCCAUGGUUCGACAAGGUAUACAAAUUCUACAGAUAGAAGAUAAGACAACAAUAAUCAAUGAUACGUCAUAUCAAAUCUAUUAUAGGCCACAGCUUGUUAUUUCCAAAUCCCACUCAGGAGAAGAGGACUUCCAGUGCCCCGAGAGCGCGGUGUUCAGCCUGGGCCCGGCCGGGGCGGGCAGCAGCGAGGCGCUGGGCGCCGUGCCCUGCUGGGACCUGCUGUGGGAGCCGGGGGCCUCGGCGGCGGGGCCGUGCCUGGGGCACCGGCGGCUGCUGCUGGCCUUGGGCAGCGCCGGGGCCCGGCCGGCGUGGAGCCUGCCCGCCGCCGUCAGCGCCGAGCUGGCCCGGCAGAGCGUGGCCGUGCCCGCGGCAGCGCCGGCCCGGAGCGGAUUGUGCACCAGAGCUAUAGCUCUGACUUAUCAAGAGCAUCUUGGUGUGACAUACCUAACACUUACAGAAGAUCCUAGUCCUCGUAUAAUUAUCCACAACAGGUGCUCCGUUCCAUUGCUUGUAAAAGAGAAUUUCAAAGAAACACCCAAGUUUGAAGUUUACUGUAGAAAGAUUCCAGCUGAAUCUUCGGUUCAUCAUGAACUUUACCAUCAAAUCUCCAGCUAUCCAGACUGCAAAACAAGAGAUUUACUGCCCAGUAUUCUCCUGAAAGUGGUGUCAUCUGAUGAAUUAGUAAACGAAUGGAGUGAUGUUGUGGACAUCAACAACCAAGGAACACAAAUUGUGUUCUUAACUGGCUUUGGCUGUGUUUAUGUGGACAUCACCCAUCACUGUGGAACAAUAGUCAUAACCUUGGCCCCAGAAGGAAGAGCAGGACCUGCUGGUAUCAACCUCAACAGAAGUCAAGAGCAGACCCUGUCACUGAAAAUGUUCAUCAGUCAGCUGAGUCUUGCUGCGUUUGAUGAUAUUACAAACCACAAAGUGUCGUCUGAACUCCUGCGUCUCACAGCAGACAAUGUUUUCCUCCACAUGGCCCCAGCCACCAGCUCCCUGUUACAGGAGUUCCAGCAGGACUCUGUGGAGGGCCUCCCACAGUUUCAUACUCUCCAAGUGUAUUGUGAAGACUUGCAACUGGACAAUCAGUUGUACAGCAAAUCCAAUUUCCAUUUUGCAGUCCUGCUGUGCCAAGAAGAGAAAACUGAAACCGCGCAGUGGUCAAGAAUGAACAAUCUCAUUGUUUGUAACAAAGAUUUGGAAAGCUAUAAGGAAAACUGCUUUAUUAAACUCUGUAUUGCUUUUUCUGAGGAAGAGAAUUUCAUGUUUCACGUGAAUGACCUCAGCUUUGAGCUCAAACCAGCUAGGCUCUAUGUGGAAGACACCUUUGUUUACUACAUUAAGACUCUGUUUGAUACAUAUCUUCCAGAAAACAAAACUGCUUGUAAAUCCAUGAAUGCUUCAGAUACCACCCUGAUAGUGCCUGAACAAGUGAGAGAGCAUGCAAGAGCUUUAGUCAAGCCAGUGAAGCUCAGAAGAUUAAAAAUACAACCUGUUAAUCUCCUUGUCAGUAUUCAUGCUUCAUUGAAACUGUAUAUAGCCUCAGACCACACCCCUCUCUCCUUCUCUGAGUUUGAGCGAGGACCUGUGUUCACCACGGCCAGGCAGCUCGUCCACGCCCUGGCCAUGCAUUACGCUGCUGGAGCACUUUUCAGAGCAGGCUGGGUUGUUGGAUCGUUGGAAAUUCUUGGAAGCCCAGCUAGUCUGGUGAGAAGCAUAGGGAAUGGCAUAGCUGAUUUCUUUAGGCUCCCCUAUGAAGGGCUGACCAGAGGCCCAGGAGCAUUUGUCAGUGGAGUUUCCAGAGGAACAACAUCAUUUGUAAAACACAUUUCCAAAGGUACACUGACGUCAAUUACCAAUCUGGCAACAAGUCUUGCUCGGAAUAUGGAUAGGCUGUCACUGGAUGAGGAGCAUUACAACAGACAAGAAGAAUGGAGAAGGCAGCUUCCAGAGAGCCUGGGAGAAGGACUGAGACAGGGGCUCUCUCGUUUAGGCAUUAGCCUUCUAGGUGCAAUUGCUGGGAUUGUGGAUCAGCCGAUGCGGAAUUUUCAGCGAGUGUCUGAGGCCCAAGCUUCUGCUGGGCAUAAAGCCAGAGGGGUCAUCUCGGGUGUGGGGAAGGGAAUCAUGGGUGUCUUCACGAAGCCCAUUGGAGGGGCAGCUGAGCUCGUCUCCCAGACAGGUUACGGUAUUUUGCAUGGAGCUGGACUUUCUCAGCUUCCCAAGCAGCGCUCUCAUCCAAAUGACCAACAUGUUGAGCAGGCUCCAAACAGCCACGUCAAAUACGUCUGGAAAAUGCUGCAAUCUCUGGGAAGGCCAGAGGUUCAUAUGGCCUUAGAUGUCAUGAUUGUGAGUGGAUCAGGCCAGCAGCAUGAAGGCUGCUUGCUGCUCACCUCAGAGGUGCUCUUUGUCGUGAGCAUCAGUGAAGACACACAGCAGCAGGCCUUCCCCGUGACUGAAAUCGAUUGUCUGGAAGAUGAUCAGCAAAAAGAUCUGCUGAAGGUGCAGCUAAAACAACAGAGAGUGCCUUCUGACUUGGAGGCCGAGGGCGCCAGGGAGAGACUGUCAGAGCAGCAGUACAACCGCCUGGUGGAGUACAUCACAAAGACCUCCUGCCACCUCGCCCCCGGCCCCGCCGCAGCGCCAGCCCCCCAGACCCUGGCUGCUGAACAGCCCCUGACUAUUACAAAAACCUAUCAGUAUGUAGUUGAUCCAAAUUUCGCCCAGGUAUUCAUUAGCAAAUUCACCAUGGUGAAAAAUAAAGCCUUGAGGAAAGGAUUUAAUUAAGUUAUUUCUGGUGUGUGUAGUAAUGCCGUACCAGUUUGAAAGCGAUGCUUUCUCUGCAGUAACCUACAUCAAGUAGAGAUGCAUGCAAUUUUUGAGGAGGUAGAAAUUGAUAACAAAGCCCAAUAGCUUUUCUAAUCUUGACAACAUUCCUGCUUCCUAGCCAAAAUACUAGUGCUGGAAGGAAAGUGUUCUGGCAAAGGAAUAAAGUGAGAAGGAACAGCCUUGGACUACAGCUUAAUCAAAAUCCUUUUUCUUUUCAAUAACCAAAAAUUAGAGAAUGGGGGAAAAUUACAUGCAUACGGACGUUUUUACCACACACAGAAAUGUGUAUCAAUACCUCUAUAUCUUAUUUUAGGGUCUGCCAGUUUCUGUUAUAAACCAGGUUUAUAACUCAGCUGUAAAAACUUGCUCAAGGUUGGGCCUUUCCCCCCACACCCACACUCCCCCAACAUGUGCGUCCUGAGGCAAAACAUUUUCCCCCACUAAAUCUGAAAAACCCAGUGUGGCUGUUUUAAGUUACUAGUGACAGCUGGGUUUUAGCACCACUUUAACCUUAAAAUAGCUUCCUUUAUUUGAGUGAAGUUCUGCAGGACAUUAGUCCAUAAUGUAAACUAGUGCCUUUGUGUGGUUUGGAGAACAAAACAUGAACUACAACAUGACUUUAUUUUUAAAACUGUCUGUAUACAGAAACUUUAUUUUAUCCACCAUCAAAUUUUCAAAAGUACUUUCAAUGUGUGUAUGACCGUGCAUUGUCUGCUCAUUAACUGGAAGCCAGUAACAUGCAGUUCAAAAAUGUAAGAAACAGAGCUGUCUCCUUAAAAUCUCCAAGCUCAAUGUAACCCAGAUGUGCAGGUGCUAAGUACACCUUGUGGGGUCUCCUGAUUUCUGAUCUGCCACCACUACAUUGUAUGUACUCCCUUCAGUCCUAAUUCAUUUUAUGCUUAUUGUCUUCAAACUGAUAAAAACAGGAAUAUUUAGAAACGUGACCUUUCAAAUAUGUACUAAGCAAAGUGAGAUUUUUCUAAAGUUGAUUGGAAACUAUGGACCCACAGGCACCAAUUGCAUUAAUAGUUAAUGAUGCCAUCACAAUACAUUUACAAAUAUAUGUUAAACACCUGCAUUUCUUGUGUAGACAAGAAGUCAAUCUCUGGGCACAGUUAGAUGACUUUAUAAACCAAAUUUGGCUAUGGCAGUUUCAUUUUAAAAUCAAAAGCUUACUUGGUUUCCAACUAUGCGUGUUAAUUUUUUUCUCCUUUUCUAUAUGCUUACCAAAAUGAAUUAUGUCUGGAGAUUCCUGAACAUGGCUGGAAUUGGAGUCAAAAACUGGAAUAAAAUGUGAUCACCAUUUGGAGCAUAUGCUUUAUAGUUAAUAACUUCUAUGCAUACUUGAUAUGACCAAAUGCACAGGAAAUAAGAAUGUAGUAACUGCGAUAUUUUUCUCUUGAGUUCUGCUUUGUUAAAAGGUAUUUCUAAAAGCUGUGUCUCUCAUCUACUGAGAGUAAAGGAGGCUGGGGUCUGCAUUGUCCUUUUCUGACUGUGAAACUAGCCCAUCCAUUGUCAACAUUUCAUACAAUGAUUUAAUAACUUAGUCAUUGUUUAAAUAACACUGUUUAAAAAUGUAUAUGUGUAUACACACAUGCGCUUCAUUCCUGAGUAUUUUAUGGAAGUUGUUUAAUACUUCUAAUUUUGCAUAUUGAUGGAUAAAUUGUAAUAUAAUUAAAUUGUUUAAAGAUAAUAAAGCUAUUCCUGUAAUACUU